AAUUAUCACCAAUUUUGUUAAUUUUGUUUUGCAAAUAUGUUAAUUAUCACUAAUAAAAACUAAUGAGUGAAUUAUAACCACCAUUUAAUUGUGUUAAUUUUGUUAAUAAUUGCAAUUUCGUUAAUUAUUUUGUGAAUUAACAUCCAGUUAUAAUCACCAGUCAAUUUUGUUAAAUAUUUUGUGAAUCAACCAUCAGUUAUUUUGUUAAUAAUGUUCAAGCAUGUUGUUACUCUGGUUGUGUGCUGUUAUUAUUGCAAAUUCAUGACCGAAAUAUCAACAGACACCGUGGGAUUUACAUUGAACGUAAUGGGUAGAGGUACGAAUAAUGAUCAAAGUAGUACAAGAUCAAUUGUACAAGGUUCAUACAUAUGGAGACAGUGUGAUGAGGAUCUUCACAUUAUGUGACCUGUCCGGUCGUUGUUGUUUAUGGAGGGAUCAACAGGAAAAGUUUUGUUGCUUAAAUAUGACAGUCUGAGUUCUGGUGAACUACUGUUCAUUUGGAACAUAAAUUUCAAGUCUGGUACUAGUACCUGUAAUCCUGGACUUAUUCAUGUUCAAAGGUAUAUUAAGAGUCUAGUUCUGCCUUUUCUAACUGAAGAUGAUGAUCGAGGCAAUCAAGUAAACCAUAACAACUGCUAUAAAUUCUCUAUCAUUGUGUUUUUCUAGUAUGUCACAGAACCUGAACAUGAAAAAAUAGUCUGACCGUUUCAUUGGUAAUGGAAUCAAGUUCGGUCCGUCGCUAAUCCAGCAGCUUGCAUAUCAGUUUGCUUGUUACAUUUUCUAAGUGUUUGUUGAACUAUAUAGAAAUAUCUUCUAUUCAGUUAACCCUUAUUGGCAAAAGUCUAGAAUCAGCAACAAAAACAAAUCUUUAUUCAUUCAUAUCGGAUGUAUGCUUAACAAGCAACUGAUUAUUUAUGCGUGACAAAAGCACUGCUACAAGUACAAUGUAAGAUUUUGGUGGCUCUUAUUCAGCUGAACUAUGAACUUAUGAAAUAUAACUGCUAACUUAUUUGUAACUUAUUCUGUGAGACCUCAGCUCGGUGCGAUAGCAGACGUUAUUUAUUUGCAUUGAACCGUGUAUUAUGCAGAAAGUAACUCCACUUGCUGACAACCACAUGCGGUCGACAGACCCUUCAACUUUAGCUUAAACAUGUCAUGGUUCAACGAACACUGCAGUUGAUUUAGGAGGUAUAGUAAAGCAUCCAGUAGAAGGCUCAUACUUUGAUUCCUUAACAAUCGUGUCCCCUGACGUUGACUGGAGAAGAGAACAACAAAGCAUUAGAGUGAUAUAGAGAGAGUGAUGAGGAUUAUUAUUAUGUUUUAGUUCUAGUUCACAGAGAGAGUCAUCAUUACUCGUUAUAACUGGAUUUCUUGCCAAAGGUUCAUACAAGAUUACAUGGAUUAAGAGAUACAAAUUUGUUAGUGUUGUCUGAUGUCCGGAGUUUUGUACUUAAGUGCAUACGACACUAAGAGUUCUAGUUAUUUAAAUUAGAGGUGGGAAAAUGGGUUGGUUCUAAUAUGGAUUGGUUUCAGGCUUUUGGCUCAUUUGGUCUGUGUUAUAUUUGUGUUUCAUGGGUCAAUUUAUGGCCGGACACAUUCAGAUAUUUUGAUAAUCACAUUUUUAAGAAAAAACUAACAUUAGUUAUAUUAUUAACUUCUAGGUCAGGACAAUUUGGUUCAGGUAAAUGUGAACAAGAAAAUGAGAAAAAGAGGCAGUAUCUGUUACCUGUACUGGAUGCAGCUGUAGGGAUUUAGCUCGCAGAUCUGGGUUAACAAAUUUGGUUUCAGUAGGCUGAACAUUGAUUAUUACAACAAUGUACUGGAACCUGUAAAAACAAAGAAAAUAAGAUAUUGUUCUUCCAAUCUAUCAAAUGUUAGCAGCUGACACGAUUUAUAAACUGCCACUAGAGAGAAGCGCAAGUGUAUCAUAAAAUUACUUGGGAUCCAUCUGUGACAAGCCAGGGGCUCCCGCAUGACCAUCUUCAAUGCUCAUAGCUAUAAGCCCAGGAAUCCAAGAUGGAACAUUAUUGUGGAAUCGUACUCGAUGCUGAUAUACAUCAACAAUUAUGCUCACACCAGUGUCAAAUGGUAUAGAAGCAUGGAGAAUCUUGGAAGAUUUAAACCAUCAGAUUGACCUAGUCUUGACUGAGGUAGUCACGUCCGGACUAUCUGGUAUUGGUCUUCUGUCCAAGAUAAUGAGUCACAACAGCUGCCAGAAUACUCCUGUCAUUAUGAUGUCAUCUCUUGAUUCAACUAGUUUAGUCUUAAAAUGCUUGUCCAAGGGUGCUGCUGACUUUCUGGCAAAGCCUAUAAGGAAAAAUGAACUUAAAAACCUUUGGCAGCAUGUAUGGAGGAGAUGCCACAGUUCUAGUGGUAGCAAUGGUGACAGCUGCAUACGGAAUGAAAAAUCUAUUGGUGCCAAAUGCGCUGAUGAGUCGAACAAUGACACUGGCAGCAACAACGAAAAUGACAAAAGAAGUAUUGGUUUACAAGCUAAGGAUGGAAGUGACAAUGGAAGUGGCACUCAGAUCAAUUGCGUUGGAAAAUGGAUGAAUCGCAAUGGCUAUUCAAACACCGAUUGCUGUCUCUCUUCCAUCCAACAAUCCCUGCCUUCGUUGGUAUGAGAAAGAUAAGAUGAAAUGGAUUAUUACAAUUGUGCUAGCUGGAAAUUCUAGAAUGCUUGAGCAAUUGCGUACGUGUUGGCUUAAAGAGCAUUGACAAAACGAAAGAGAAACUCUGGAGAAACCUAGAUUUGUAAAGCUUAGCUCUCAUAAUUGAGUGCCCUGAUCUUGGAAAUGCACGCAUUGUAGUGACUGGAGGUUGAGGUUUAAACAGUUCCGAGAACUUCAAGAUGAUGGAGAAGCUGGCUGAGAAACUUGAUAUAAAUGCAUAAAUCUGGUAAUUGUUAUGGAGAAAGUUGGUGGUCGAGGUUUAAAAACUUCCAGGAAUUUCAAGAUGAUCGAGAAGCUUACUGGGAAACUUGAUGCAGCAGUUAAAGCUUUACGUGGUGUUGUUGUUGCAGGAUACAUUUCCAAUGAACUACAGUCUGAAACCAAGCAUGCUCGGGGUAAUAGUCGGAUGAAUGAGCCCCUGGUUGCUCGCUCGUGCCUGUUUGGUCUUAUGCUUGUUUGGAAGAGCUUCUCGGAUAUCGAAGUACGAGAUGCGUUGCUCUGUAUUGAAAAACUUUUUUUUGUUUUACUCAAGGUGCUUGUGCCCACAUUAGUAAUAUGCAUUAUUGUCGCUUUAGGAUCUUGUCACAGUUAUGCAGACCUUAAAGUUUUUUUUCUACUUUUUUUUUAAAGAAUAAUGUAAGAUUUUCUUUUUUGUUAAUAGUAUGAAUUAUUAUGAAAUUA
Messenger RNA from Spinacia oleracea (spinach), 3353 nucleotides. RefSeq names its product two-component response regulator-like PRR37. NCBI's taxonomy places the organism in Eukaryota, Viridiplantae, Streptophyta, Magnoliopsida, Caryophyllales, Amaranthaceae. The transcript is spliced from 9 exons. Bases 2067 to 2624 code for a protein of 185 amino acids. The record is from RefSeq and is a predicted model, not a curated record. Gene Ontology annotation, biological process: cytokinin-activated signaling pathway; phosphorelay signal transduction system.